UUAAUUUUUUUACUUAAGCUGCAACGAGAUGUAGCCACUGAACCUUUGACCCGUGUUUGCCCACCAGAAACUCAUGAAAAUUUUCAUAUUUGAGUGACACUUCUUAGAGGUCCUUGAUCUUACAGUUUGGACCAUCGCCAGUAGGUAGGCUUGGUAUACAUUAAUUAACUGUCAUUAGAAGUAUUCGUAAAACGAUGUAAGAUCCCCAAUAUUUAUUCAGUUGUCCGACUGAGAGCAUAUAGUUCAAAUUGCAAAGUAAAUUAAAAACAAAAUUUUGAAUUAAAAGAGACAGAAAAUAAAUAUAAAAAUUCAACGACAUACGAAAUCACACAGAUAAAGCAUGUUUUGAUAUUAAGUUCUUUUACUUUUCUAAAAAAAAAUAAAAUAUUGUGGAUAAUUAUAAAGUUCUAAACAAUCAGCGUUUUUCAAGAUGCAUAAAGUUUGGUCACGUGCAGAGCCGACUCGCGAAUGCAAGGAUACCCAUGACAUUUUUCCCAAGGAUUUGUUAAAGCAGCAACCGAGCACUUUUGUGCCAUCUUACGAAAAGGAUGAACCAGCGAUGAGCCUAUUGCUGGGCUGGGAAUAUGGCCGACUAUGGCUAAAGGAGCACAAGGAGGUAAUAAAACAGCAGGUGUCCAAGGCAAAACCAUAUUAUGUUGAGCCCGACUUUAACUGGUGGGUAAAUAAGCGCACUGUAGUCUUAGAUCGGCGCCAGAUAUUCUCGAAGAAGAAGCAAAACCCACAUGCAAAAAACUGUAAUUUGUCGGCAUUUGCCCUCUCGAAAGUAAAUCGGACCAAGGGUAAGAACAAAGAAAUUGGAGCUCAGGGAUCGUCGGAUUUGAAACCUGCCGCCGCUGCGGAUGCCGUUUUAAUGCCCACCAACACUGCGAACCCCAAAACUUGCGACUGCAGGGACUGCAAGGAAAGAAAUACUGGUGGCCAAGCUACUAAGAAAAAUGUGUAUAACUAUGAGGAACGCAAGGCUACACCCGUGCCUUGGUAUUGAAAUUAAUAACGUAAUCAAACACAAUCAGUUCAUACGCUCGAAGGCUUAAUCUGUAUUAGGUGAUUCACAGCGAAAUAUUAUAAUAUUUUAUGCUCAUUUUGCAGGCGUAUUA
Molecule: messenger RNA, 1118 nt
Organism: Drosophila hydei
Lineage: Eukaryota; Metazoa; Arthropoda; Insecta; Diptera; Drosophilidae
Exons: 1
Coding region: 431-1006 (191 amino acids)
Source: RefSeq, a predicted model, not a curated record